AUGAGGUACACCAUUGGAUUUGCCUUAUUGGCUCUUUUUGCCGUUUCGGGUGAGUUUUUUUGAGGGAUUCGAAAAGGGAGAACCUGUUACUUGAAACAGAUGAUGAUGAUAAUAAAUAAGUGUGAGAUGUAUCAUCUUUUAAAGAUAGAAUGACCGUUGAUCUUUUUGAGAAAACUAGAAAAGUUCUAUUCACCGAAUAUGAAAAAUGUGUAAUAUUUAGAAUGAAGGAUGGAGUAUUCGAAACUGACAUCAUUUAUUUAAAUUAAAACUGAAAUUAUAGUAGGGAAACUGAGAGCUUCGUGCUAUGAAUGAAAAAAAGAAGAACUCUAUUUUUUUAUAGAAAAGUUUAGUAACCCUUCUCCGAGCCAAAAUUAUCCGGUUUGCACCAUUUUUAGUUUCAGGAUCACCUUUUGAAUCUUGAAACUCGCUGAAAAGAAAUUUCAAUUCUCGAGUAUGAUUAAAAAUUUGAAAAUCUGGUACACUUCACCCUUGUCAUAUAUAAAUUUCAAAAAUUCUCGAGAAUAUGGGUUUUAACCGUUUUUAUGUUAUGAUUCCUCCCGAAAAAUCAAUUUUUUGCAGCAUUCGCCGAAGAUGCAAUCGACGAACCAUCAAAAGUCGCCGAUGAAGAAUCAACGUAAGUUUUUCCUCAUAUUCAUUAUAUUUACUCAAACUAGUCAAUGAACCGUGCCAGGUCGCACCGGACAGACAAAGAUCUCUCUUUUCUUUUUCUUCUUAAAUACCAGUACAGCAAAAAAUGCCCACCUCUCAAAAAACUGUGCAAACAAACGGACUUCUUAGAGGUCAAACCGAGUUUUGUCUCUUUUCCCAUUCCUUUGGUAUUUAUUCAUAAGACAAAUAUUUGCCAUGAUUAAAGGACUUCCUGCCUUAGUCGUUUUUAAAUACUGUUUAAGUAAGAUCAAUUAGAUCUUUUUUUUUGCUUUUUGGGUAAAUAAGGAUCAAUAUGUGUCAAGGUCGAUUAGGGAAAAAUAAGAGAUGGAGAUAAGUAAAGUUUUGCUUCUAAAAUGAGAAAUGCAAUUUUUGUGAGGCUUCCGAGGAUUAAAUAUUAUAACGGAAAGAUGUAUAAUUCUGGAUUUAUGAGAGAGGAUUACGAUUUAGAGCCUCGGAACAUAAUAUUAAAUAAAAGUGUAUCAUUUAAUUAAAAUUUAAUUUUUCAGUGAUUCUGACUCGAUCAAACUCGAUGGUCUCUCAGUUUCUCAAAUCAAGGAUCUCCGCGCAAAAGCUGAAAAACACGAAUUCCAAGCUGAAGUCAAUCGAAUGAUGAAAUUGAUUAUCAAUUCGCUCUACAGAAAUAAGGAGAUUUUCCUCAGAGAAUUGAUUUCAAAUGCUUCUGAUGCUCUUGACAAAAUUCGUUUGUUGUCAUUGACAGAUCCAGAACAAUUGAGAGAAACUGAAGAAAUGUCAAUUAAAAUCAAGGCUGAUAGAGAAAAUCGUCUUCUUCAUAUCACUGAUACCGGAGUUGGUAUGACAAGACAAGAUUUGAUCAACAAUCUUGGAACUAUUGCCAGAUCUGGAACUUCUGAAUUCUUAUCAAAACUUAUGGAUUCAGCCACUUCUUCUGAUCAACAAUCUGAUCUUAUUGGACAAUUCGGAGUUGGUUUUUAUGCUGCUUUCUUGGUUGCUGAUCGUGUUGUUGUUACCACUAAAAAUAAUGAUGAUGAUCAAUAUAUCUGGGAAUCUGAUUCAGCCAGUUUCACUAUUAUCAAAGAUCCAAGAGGAAACACAUUGAAACGAGGAACACAAAUCACACUUUAUUUGAAAGAAGAAGCUGCUGAUUUCCUUGAGCCAGAUACUUUGAAGAACUUGGUCCACAAAUAUUCGCAAUUCAUCAACUUCAACAUUGCACUUUGGCAAUCUACAACUGAAAUGGUUGAAGAAGCUGUCGAAGAAGAAGUUGCACCAACUGAAGAUGGAGCUGUUGAAGAAGAAAAAGAGGAAAAGAAAACCAAAAAGGUUGAAAAAACCACUUGGGAUUGGGCAAAGGUUAACAAUAUCAAACCAAUUUGGAUGAGAAAACCAAGUCAAGUUGAAGACGAAGAAUAUAACGAGUUCUACAAAUCGAUUAGUAAGGAAACUGAAAAUCCAUUGGGACAUGUUCAUUUCAAUGCCGAAGGAGAAGUCUCAUUCAGAUCGAUUUUGUAUGUACCAAAGAAAUCACCAAAUGAUAUGUUCCAGGUAAGAAAUGAUUUUUGGAAGAUAAUUGAUGUUUAAAAAAACCUAAAAUUUCAGAACUACGGAAAAAUCGUUGAAAACAUCAAACUCUAUGUUCGUCGUGUUUUCAUCACUGAUGAUUUCGCUGAUAUGCUUCCAAAAUAUCUUUCAUUCAUCCGAGGAAUCGUCGAUUCUGAUGAUCUUCCAUUGAAUGUUUCCCGUGAAAACUUGCAACAACACAAAUUGCUCAAAGUUAUCAAGAAAAAACUUGUUCGUAAAGUUUUGGAUAUGCUCAAAAAGUUGGACGGAGCCCAAUUUGACGAAUUCUGGAAGGAGUUCAGCACAAACAUCAAAUUGGGAGUUAUGGAAGAUCCAAGUAACAGAAUGAGAUUGGCUAAACUUUUGAGGUAAGGAAGUUAUUUGAGAAAAUUAUAAGUUUCUGAAUUUUCACUCGAAAUAAGACGGGGAAAUUAGACACUAACUAUUUAUAAAGAAGUAAAAAAAUUUGUAAAACCAUAACUUGAUUUUGUUUCAGAUUCUACUCAUCGAACGACAAAGAAAAACAAACAACUCUUGCCGCUUAUGUCGAAAGAAUGAAGGAAAAACAAGACGCUAUCUUCUAUAUUGCUGGUUCUUCAAGACAAGAAGUUGAAACUUCACCAUUUGUUGAGAGACUUCUCGAAAAUGGAUAUGAAGUAUUAUAUUUGACUGAAGCUGUUGAUGAAUAUUGUUUCCAAUCAAUGCCAGAAUUUGACGGAAAGAAAUUCCAAAAUGUUGCUAAAGAAGGAUUGAACAUUGAUGAUGGAGAAAAAGCAAAAGAAGGAAGAGCUGCAUUGGAAACUGAAUAUAAACCAUUGACUGAUUGGUUGAAAGAAACUGCAUUGAAGGAUUUGAUUGAGAAAGCUGCUGUUUCCGAAAGAUUGGUUAAAUCACCAUCAGCUCUUGUUUCAACUUCUUAUGGAUGGAGUGGAAAUAUGGAAAGAAUUGUUAAAUCACAAGCUUAUGCUAAAGCUGGAGAUGCUACUUCUGAUUUCUACGCUAAACAAAAGAAGACCUUCGAAAUCAAUACUAGACAUCCAGUCGUCAAAGAGCUUUUGAGACGUGUUCAAGCUGAUCCAGAAGAUCAAACCGCUGUUAGCACAGCUAAACUUUUGUUCGAAACUGCCACUCUUCGAUCUGGUUAUACUCUUCAAGACCAAGUUGGAUUCGCUGAACGAAUUGAAGCUGUUCUUCGAUCAAACUUAGAUGUUGCUCAAGAUGCUCAAGUUGACUCUGCUCCACUUUAUCAACCGGAAGAAGCUUCGGAAGAAGUUGAAUCAACUCCGGAAGAAACUGUUGUUGAAGAGGAACAUUCAGAACUUUAA
Messenger RNA from Caenorhabditis angaria, 3533 nucleotides. The record is from the annotation of a GenBank genome assembly. Lineage: Eukaryota; Metazoa; Nematoda; Chromadorea; Rhabditida; Rhabditidae.